AUGAUCACCAAAGUUCUGGAAGCAGGUAACCACACAGCAACCAUACAUUUCGUUCUUCUGGGAUUUCCAACACGGCCAGCCUUCCAGCUUUUCCUCUUCUUCGUGUUCCUGGCAACCUACCUACUGACUCUGCUGGAGAACGCUCUCAUCAUCCUGGCCAUUCGCGGUGACAGACAACUGCACAAGCCCAUGUACUUCUUUCUGAGCCACCUCUCCUUCCUGGAGAUGUGGUAUGUCACCGUCAUCAGCCCCAAGAUGCUGGUGGACUUCCUCAGCCAUGACAAGACCAUUUCCUUCAAUGGCUGCAUGACUCAACUUUACUUCUUUGUGACCUUUGUCUGCGCAGAGUACCUCCUCCUCGCUGUUAUGGCCUUUGACCGCCACGUGGCCAUUUGUAACCCACUACGCUACCCAGUCAUCGUGACCAACCAGCUCUGUGGUACCCUGGCGGGGGGAUGCUGGCUCUGUGGGCUCACAACUGCCACGAUUAAGAUGGUUUUCAUAGCCCGACUCCACUACUGUGGCAAACCUCACAUCAACCAUUAUUUCUGCGAUAUUUCUCCGCUCCUCAGCAUCCCCUGCGAAGACUCCUCGCAGGCGGAGCGAGUAGACUUCUUUCUGGCCCUCGUGGUUAUUGCCAUCCCCCUUUGUGCGGUGGUGGCGUCUUAUACCACCAUUGUCAGUGCCAUCCUUAGGAUCCCUUCUUCACAAGGCCGCCAAAAGGCGUUUUCCACCUGUGCCUCUCACCUGACUGUUGUAAUUCUCUUCUAUUCCACAACCCUUUUCACCUAUGCCCGCCCCAAGCUCAUGUACACCUACAGUUCCAACAAAGUGGUAUCUGUGCUCUACACGGUCAUCGUCCCCCUCCUCAACCCCAUCAUCUACUGUCUGAGGAACCAGGAAGUAAAGGCAGCCCUCAAGAAGACCAUACUGUGCAAAGGAAGUCGUUCCAGAGGGGAUGUGGCUUUGAGCAAUUAA
This is a messenger RNA of Lynx canadensis (Canada lynx), 978 nucleotides long. RefSeq names its product olfactory receptor 6Y1. Lineage: Eukaryota; Metazoa; Chordata; Mammalia; Carnivora; Felidae. The transcript has a single exon. Gene Ontology annotation, molecular function: G protein-coupled receptor activity; olfactory receptor activity. The coding region runs from base 1 to 978 and encodes 325 amino acids. Gene Ontology annotation, cellular component: membrane. Gene Ontology annotation, biological process: G protein-coupled receptor signaling pathway. The record is from RefSeq and is a predicted model, not a curated record.